CGCGCGCUCGCUGCUCGCAAUCGAUAGCCUUAUGCCUGUCAAAUGGAUAAUAAUGGCAGCGACGACGGUUGAUACGAUGUUGCAGAGCAAUGGCUUUCAGGCGAAAAAGAAAGAGGACGUCGAAAAUAAGGACAACUUGUGGUACGUGCCCGUCGUCUAUCCUGGCGGAGGUGCAAAACAGCGGCAACAACAAGCUGCCGUCGAACAAAAAUGUCCUCGUUUUAGGUGACAAUGAGAGCGGGAAAACUACGCUUAUAGCCAAGCUGCAGGGCGUAGAGGAUCCAAAGAAAGGUUCUGGGCUAGAAUUCGCAUAUAUCGACGUGAGAGACGAUUACAGAGACGAUCAUACAAGACUGUCCGUAUGGGUUCUGGACGGAGACCCGGGUCACGCAAAUCUUCUGAGAUUUGCUCUGAACAAAGAGAGGUUUCCACAUACGCUUGUUAUGUUAGUCGCUGCCAUGACCACGCCAUGGGCCGUUCUCGAUCAGCUUCAGUCGUGGGCGGCAUUGCUAGGCGAUCACAUUGACAAAUUACCCUUAGAUAAUGAUACUAGGCAACGGUGCAGGCAGCUUAAUAUUAAGAAGUGGCAGGACUAUACAGAACCGGGAGACGAACUGGAUCCUGGGAGUCCUCUGCGACGUACCAGUCGUAAUCUGGAUGACGACGCCGCCGAGAGCUUACCCUUGCCGGAAGGAGUACUUACAACCAAUUUGGGCCUAGACGUCGUCGUAGUCAUAACGAAAACCGAUUACAUGUCUACUCUCGAAAAGGAACAGGAUUACAAAGACGAGCACUUCGACUUCAUGCAACAGUGGAUCAGGCGGUUUUGCUUGCAAUACGGUGCGGGUCUCUUCUACACAUCGGCGAAGGAGGAUAAGAACUGUGAUUUGCUUUACAAAUAUCUAACGCAUAGGAUUUACUCUUUACCGUUCAGAACGCCGGCACUGGUCGUCGAAAAGGAUGCAGUACUUAUACCUGCUGGUUGGGAUAACAUGAAGAAGAUUAGUAUUUUGUACGAGAAUUUGCAAUCCAUGAAGGCAAACGAUUACUAUCGCGACAUAAUCGCACAGCCAGCAACGAAUCGAAAAUGCGUGGCUAGAGAAAUGGAGGUUCAGGCGGAGGAGGAGCAGGCCUUUCUCGCGCGGCAGCAAGCAGCUCUAUCGGGCCUGAAAGAUCCCACUCGUUCUCCGACGACUCGGAAUCAGGCAAGCCCUGGACCAGUUAUACAGGUGGCGUCGCCGAACAAGAAGCUGGAUCCCAAGGGCAGCGGCGCGACGUCGACCGGUGAGGGUGUCUUAGCUAAUUUCUUCAAUUCUCUCCUCUAUAAGAAGACUGGAGUGCCGCCCGGUUCACCGGGGACGCCGGGCAGCGUAGGAGGAACGAGUCCCAUGAAGCUUGAUGCUUCGCCGGUGGACAAGGCGACGAUGUGUAACGACGCAGCGGCGGAGUUAGAUCGUCUCACUCGGACCAAGAAACUUUCUCCACCCAACCUGAAUUCCUCGUCUGAAUGUUAAAAGAUAAUAGCUCGCUUUUUCUUCGUGAUCCAUUGACACGAUCAAAAUAAGAGUCGAAUAGCUUCAUUGCCAUUAGACAGAAUUCAAACACAAAAUUGUAGCCCACUCGUUGUAAUGGUAGCGAUUGUAAUGGUAAGAUGGGUCGCGAAGAAGUAAAAUUUAGCUCUAAUCAAUGAUAAUCCAAUAACCUGGUCACAUUGCAAAGGAGAAAAAUUAAAAAAAAAAAGAAAUAUAUAUCUUGCAGCUCUGCGACAACCUCGAGUGUCGUGAUCGACUAAAUAUCAGUAACGAAGCAGAGAACAAUUAGAAAGCUAUUAAAUUAAUGUAAUUAAAAUAUUUAAUAUAAUAUUACCGAGAUUAUAUAUAUAUAUAUACAUAUGCUUACGCACAUGUCCUAGCGCCUGGUCAUAGUAAAUUAUUUAGCAAAGCCCGUAUACGUGGAAACGGAAGCGCGGUUUUUUUUUAUUCUACAUAUUUACAUAUGAAUGCACGUCUUCUUUGUCUCUUCUUCGUAAGCGAAUACUCUUUAUUACGUUACACUCGAUCGUUUUUCUUUACGAGAGAAUAAUCUCCAUUGCGGCUCGUUAUUGCAUUCGGUCUAAUUUUGACAACGUAAGUGCCGUUAGCGCUGCGGAAGUGCUGUGCGAAUGCGUGAGAUAGUCUUUUAUACGAAUUGUUCAUAAAGUAAAAUGGGGAUAUCCUUUUAACGGAAGACGCAGUGCAGUCUUCAGAUUUAGGGAUAGCUAAUGGGGGUACGAGACUGGAGUAGAUGUCCAAAUCGCGCGUGUAAAUUCGAUACUUCCCUUUGUAGAGUUCUAAUUGAGUAUGUUAUCUUAACUCAAGAAAGCAAAUAAGCAGAGAUGUGUACAUUUAGUUAUCGACGUAAAUGUGGCUCUAUGUAUAUGAAAUUCAAAUUCUCGAUGAAAAUAAAUAAUUUUUCGUAUA
Messenger RNA from Wasmannia auropunctata (little fire ant), 2459 nucleotides. It is a transcript of the gene Dlic, whose product is annotated as cytoplasmic dynein 1 light intermediate chain 1. Gene Ontology annotation, biological process: microtubule-based movement; microtubule cytoskeleton organization. Gene Ontology annotation, molecular function: dynein heavy chain binding. The record is from RefSeq and is a predicted model, not a curated record. Gene Ontology annotation, cellular component: centrosome; cytoplasmic dynein complex. Lineage: Eukaryota; Metazoa; Arthropoda; Insecta; Hymenoptera; Formicidae. Bases 90 to 1514 code for a protein of 474 amino acids. The transcript is spliced from 10 exons.